Messenger RNA from Bombina bombina (fire-bellied toad), 1376 nucleotides. RefSeq names its product serine/threonine-protein kinase PAK 4-like. Gene Ontology annotation, biological process: protein phosphorylation; regulation of MAPK cascade; intracellular signal transduction. Gene Ontology annotation, cellular component: cytoplasm. NCBI's taxonomy places the organism in Eukaryota, Metazoa, Chordata, Amphibia, Anura, Bombinatoridae. The record is from RefSeq and is a predicted model, not a curated record. Gene Ontology annotation, molecular function: protein serine/threonine kinase activity; ATP binding. The transcript has 2 exons.
AUGUUGGUGUCUUCACUGGGCUUUAGGCAGAACAGACAGCAGAUGUGGAUAGUAAAAACCAGUGGGCCCAGAGAUAAGCGACCACUGUCAGGCCCCAAUAUCAGGACUCCAAGCAACCCUCCUAGUGAGGGAUCAGGGAAACCUACACAGCAGGCAGGACGACCGUUCAACACCUACCCAAGGGCAGACACAGAUCCCAACAGAGGGGGCUCCAACCAGGAAUCUUGCACCACAGUACCACUCGACCAGAAAAUCCCAGCUGGCAAAGUUUCAUCUAGGCAGCAGCAAGGCCAGACUAAGCCCAAACCUCCUGAGAAACCUCUUCCCUCUGGCCUUUCUCCUCACAGCUCAGACCCUCAGCUUUCAAGACCCGAACAGUCCAAACCACCACCUCCACCCGCUCAACCUCGCUCACCACAAAGAGAACCUCAGCGGGUGUCUCACGAGCAGUUUCGGGCAGCUUUGCAGAUGGUGGUGGAUCCUGGUGACCCAAGGACAUACUUGGACAACUUCAUCAAGAUUGGGGAAGGUUCAACAGGCAUUGUGUGCAUUGCUUCUGUCAAAAGCACGGGGAAGUUAGUGGCUGUGAAAAAGAUGGACCUGCGCAAGCAACAGAGGAGGGAGCUGCUCUUCAAUGAGGUGGUGAUAAUGAGGGAUUACCAGCAUGAGAAUGUGGUGGAGAUGUACAACAGUUACCUAGUGGGUGAUGAGCUCUGGGUCGUCAUGGAGUUUCUGGAAGGUGGAGCCCUGACUGACAUUGUCACUCAUACUAGAAUGAACGAAGAACAAAUAGCGGCCGUAUGUGUGUCUGUACUUAAAGCACUCUCUGUCCUACAUGCACAAGGCGUCAUCCAUCGUGAUAUUAAGAGCGAUUCCAUUCUGCUUACACAUGAUGGCCGGGUAAAGCUUUCAGACUUUGGAUUUUGUGCACAAGUCAACAAGUAAGUACCACGUUGUAAGUCUCUGGUUGGGACUCCCUACUGGAUGGCUCCUGAACUGAUCUCAAGGUUACCUUAUGGACCAGAGGUGGACAUAUGGUCUCUGGGCAUUAUGGUGAUAGAGAUGGUGGAUGGAGAACCCCCUUAUUUUAACGAACCCCCACUGAAAGCAAUGAAAAUGAUUCGGGAUAAUUUACCCCCUAAACUGAAAAAUGCACAGAAGGUUUCCCCAUUGCUAAAGGGGUUUCUGGAUUGGCUCUUGGUGAGGGAACCUGGCCAACGAGCCCCAGCUAAUGAGCUUCUGAAACAUCCUUUCCUAGGGAAGGCCGGCCCACCCUCUUGCAUCGUUCCUCUGAUGAGACAGAAUAGAAUGAGAUGAGGAGUUGGGAGAUGUCAGACCAAAGACUGACCUUAUUUUGGGGGGCAGGGAGAUGAAUG